AUGAAGCAACAUCUUGCAGGAAAGUCUGGUGAGCUUGGGCCGUGUAAAAAAGUUCCAGGUGAUGUUAGGUAUCGAAUGGAAGAGGCUUUGAAAGCAAUUACUGAGAAAAAAAAGCAAAGUGAGGAAUCUAAUUCCUUUGGUCGGGCUAUUUUCGAAUUUGAGUAUAAUGUUGAAAUUGAAGAAAUAAUUCCACAAAGAUAUAAAGUUCCUACUUACCAUGAAGUUCGAGUUCCUUUAUUGAAUGACUCAAAGAUAGAGCUUCAAUUGUUUAUUGACUCUAUAAAAAGUACUUGGGUUGAUACUGGAUGUACAAUUAUAGGUGAUGGUUGGACUGAUGGUAGACAUAGAACCCUCAUUCAUUUUCUUGUCUAUUGCCCUAAAGGAAUCACUUUUGUUAAAUCUGUUGAUGCCUCUGAUGUUGUAAAUGAUGCUCCUCUUCUUUUUAAAUUGUUUGAAGAAAUUAUUGAGUGGGUAGGAGUGGGCAAUAUUGUGCACAUGGUGACAGAUAAUGGGGCCAAUUAUGUUGCUGCUGGAAGACUUGUUAGUCAAACUUAUAAGAAUAUUAAUUGGUCUCCUUGUGCAGCACAUUGUUUAAACUCAGUGUUAAGUGAUAUUUCCAAGUUGCAACAUGUGAAAGAGCUUGCUUGUAGAACAUCAAGUGUAACAAGAUUUAUUUACAGUCGCCCAUGGUUGAUAGCUUGGUUGAGAAAAAAGAAGGGAUGGAUUGAAAUUGUGCACCCAGGAGUAACUCGUUUUGCCAGUACUUUCAUUGCAUUGCAUAGUAUUCAAAAACAUAUGCAUGAUUUGAAAGCCUUAGUGACAAGUAAGGAUUUUGUGGAUUCAAGGCAUGCAAAAGAUAAAAAAAAAGUAAAAGAAGUUGUCGAUAUCAUUUUAGACAAUAAGUUUUCAAAUGAUUGCUUGAUCAUUGUUAAGAUUGUUGAGCCACACAUGCGAUUGUUGCGUAUUAUUGAUGGAGAUAAAAAGCCUUCAAUGGGAUAUGUAUAUGAGGGCAUGUAUAGGGCAAGAAUAGUAAUUAAGAAUGUUUUCAUGAAGAAGAAAAGAUUGUACAAGCCUUAUACAAGUAUUGUCAAAGAGAGUUGA
Messenger RNA from Camellia sinensis, 1101 nucleotides. The record is from RefSeq and is a predicted model, not a curated record. Lineage: Eukaryota; Viridiplantae; Streptophyta; Magnoliopsida; Ericales; Theaceae.